AGUUAUCUGCCCCCGCCCCGGUAGCUCAGUCAAUCCAACCCGAAGAGAAGGCGAGUCGACGGGCUAAAAAUAUAACAGCUAACACAAGAUGAGCGGUUUGCCUCGUAGGAUUAUAAAGGAGACGCAGCGGUUGAUGGCCGAGCCUGUUCCAGGGAUCACGGCCAUGCCAGAUGAAGGGAAUGCACGCUACUUCCAUGUGAUCAUCGCUGGGCCUCAAGACUCUCCUUUUGAAGGAGGCACCUUUAAACUUGAACUAUUUCUUCCAGAAGAGUAUCCCAUGGCAGCUCCCAAAGUGCGAUUCAUGACCAAAAUCUACCACCCCAAUGUUGACAAACUGGGAAGAAUAUGUUUAGACAUUUUGAAAGAUAAGUGGUCUCCAGCUCUGCAGAUCCGCACAGUGUUGCUAUCUAUCCAGGCAUUAUUAAGUGCUCCCAACCCAGAUGAUCCCCUGGCAAACGAUGUUGCAGAGCAGUGGAAGAGAAACGAAAGCAAUGCCAUUGAGACAGCCCGAUCAUGGACCAGGCUCUACGCGGGCAACACUGAAGUAUAGAAGAACAGAGACGAGGCUUCUGAAUGUGAUCCACAAAAUGUACUCCUAUUCUGUCAACAUUCAAAUUUAACAAACACAAAAAAAAGAAAAAAGAAACAAAAAAAAAAAAAAAGAUAAGUCCAAAUCUAUUUGAAAGAAAUGACAAGAUUUACUGCUGCAGACCUCUGGGUGACUUAUUUUCCUCUCUAAGACGCGUUAAGUGUGUGUUAGCCUUUUCUUUUUUUUCUGUGUUGCUAUUUAAAUGCAUGGACAGAGAACGACACCCUCCCAAACUACAGUCUUAAAAAUAACAUGCAAUCUGUUGUCCUGAACAAGGCACAUACUGGUACGUUUGCAGAAUAUACAUGCAUUAAAGCUGUUCUUCUUUUAACACAUGCAGUAUUUGUCAACACAUCUGUAUGUCUAUGGUGAGAGAUGACAUGCUCUGUUUUUUUUUUUGUUUUUUUUCAACACUUGGUGUACAUUUGUCUCCCACUAGUAGUAAGCAGACAGAAAAAUCUGAAUACGAGUGAUGACGUUUGCCUUAACUCUUUUUAGGGAAUGAGAAGAGUUUAUUGGAAGAUAGCCCUUACAUUCGACAAGAAGGUUAGUUUGGAUUUCCACUCCUGUGUGUCGGUGCGUACCGACACGUCACAACACUGAAUAUUUAGCUGGUGGUGCAGCUACUGUAGAUCAGCGUCAUCUCAAAGAGCACAUGGGGCACUUAUAACCGAGCACGGAAUAGAAACUAUUUACAAUUUGUUCUUCGCACAGCAGAGACUAUCUUGUUUUUAUAAGAUUUGGACCAGGGCUCCGCACAGGAAGUACUAAUUUGUAAUCCUUCAAAAAGACACUUUCUGUAACUGCAGCACCAAUCAAGUUCGAUUUUUUAAUAUAUAAUACAUUUGAAGACGCCCUGGCGGUUGCUGUAUACCUGCUAAAUUUGCCAGUAGAUAAUACACAGUACUGAACAGCCACAGCUAACAAUUAAAAGCAUUUAGCUAGGGUGGAUUUUUGGCUCCAGCAGAUAUCAUUUUUAUCUCUCUUCAUCCUUUCCAUCUCGGUCUUAGAUUGAUAGAAAAGACAGAUUAGUGUGUGAUUAGAUGCCUGAGCCCAAUUAGAAGAGGACUGUAAUUAUUAAUCCAAGAUCUGAUGAUUUAAUGUCAUGUAACGUUACGUCAAGGAGUCUGGUUUUCAGUGAAAGUUGGACAGUUUGGGGAGGGUGAGCAGAUUAAUUCCACAUGCUUAAAAAAAAAAAAGCGUUUUCAACACAUUCGGAAAGACACAAGUUGUUUGUGCUGGAAGUAUCGGUAUGCAUGUAGUAACAGGCUACUAAAAUGUGUUGAUUAUGUACUUUUUUAAAAGGAUGUAGGCUGUUGAGCUGUUUUCUGUUUUAAUUUUCCUUUUAUUUUAACUGUCUGUCCCAUGCUAUCUAUGUUGCUUGUUCUCUAUUUUAUUUUUCCAUGUUUACUUUAUUAAAAAGGCAUGUACCAUAACCAAACUUAUAUCAUGGUGAUUCAAAUUAGUUUUCUUCCAGGUGUUUUGAGAGCUAAGGCGUUGAGUUGUCUUCAGAGGGGAAAGUUCAGGCUUUUGUUUUGAAGGCGGUGGCGUUGUUGUCUGUAUCGAAGAUGUCUUUCACCAUGAUUUUCAGGAGUUGGUCUCACCUGCUUUUGCUCUUUCUAUGAUACUGAUCUGUGAUGAUUAUGCAAGUGCAUUGAAUUGAUAGGGUCAUUGUGGUGGCAAAAAAAAUGAUAUUACAAAUAAAAGGUAUUAAAGAUUAAAGGC
This is a messenger RNA of Anoplopoma fimbria (sablefish), 2314 nucleotides long. RefSeq names its product ubiquitin-conjugating enzyme E2Nb (gene ube2nb). The record is from RefSeq and is a predicted model, not a curated record. The transcript has 4 exons. NCBI's taxonomy places the organism in Eukaryota, Metazoa, Chordata, Actinopteri, Perciformes, Anoplopomatidae. Bases 89 to 550 code for a protein of 153 amino acids.